UCUCUGUCACUCCGUCAACAACCCAAGCAAGUUCCAAGUUCCCAAUCCCAACCUAUCUUUGUGUCGGCUUUGGAUUUAGAUUUGUGAUUUUGUUUGAACUUUGUUGAUUUACUAUAAAUAUUGGAAUGGAUAUCGACGAAGGACUGAUAGUAUUUUUAAUUUUACUUUUUUCGUGGAGUGAAUAUUUAUGGGAGCAAUACCUUUCCAUUCGUCAGCUGAAGAUUUAUAAUACGAACAACACUAUACCAGAUGACUUGAAAGAUAUGUUGAAUGAGGAAUCCUUCAAAAAGGCCCGAAUCUAUGGAAUAGAUAAGUCUAAGUUCAAGAGUGUCAAAGAAUUUUACAGUAUUAUUUUUACUACAGUGAUCUUGCAUAAGCGUUGGAUCUAUGUUGCUUGGAAUAAGUCAGAAAAUAUUGCUGCAACUUUUAAUGUCAGUCCUGAUCGGGAGAUACUAGUUAGUUGUGUGUUUAUGACAUUUGUAACUCUAUUCAAUUUUGUAGUAAACAUGCCUUUUAAAAUUUAUGGAACAUUUGUGCUUGAAGAGAGACAUGGAUUCAACAAACAAACAGUUGGUUUUUUCAUAAAGGAUCAACUUAAGUCUCUUCUGCUAAGUCUUGUCAUAACUCUCCCAAUCAUUUCAAUAGCUAUUUAUAUUAUUAUGCUUGGUGGAAACAUGUUUGUUGUGUGGUUAUGGUUGUUCACCACAGUGGCCACUCUCCUUCUCCUAACUCUCUAUCCGACAGUGAUUGCUCCUUUAUUUGAUAAAUUUGUCCCGUUGUCUGAUGGCUCUCUGCGCAAAGGAAUUGAGAAUUUGGCAUCAAAAUUAAAGUUUCCCCUUUCACAAAUAUUUAUAGUUGAAGGUUCCAAAAGGUCUGCACAUAGCAAUGCCUACUUCAGUGGUUUGUUUGGAGCAAAGAGAAUUGUUUUAUUUGAUACCCUCUUGGAGAAGUAUGAUGAGGAGAAAAAAAAGACAACUGGUUGUACUGAGGAAGAAAUUUUAGGUGUUUUAGCUCAUGAGCUGGGCCAUUGGAAUUGCAGUCAUAUUUACAAGUCAAUAUUGCUAACUGAAGUAAAUUUACUUCUUCUUUUCACUGCUUUUGGAUUUCUGUUCAAAUACUCCUUAUUGUACACAGCUCUCGGAUUCCCUGCAGGUCAAGAACCAAUCAUCAUUGGCCUGAUAGUUGUUUUACAAAUGAUCCUAGCACCAUACAAUUCAAUAUUGUCUUUCUUUGCUACAGCUAUGUCUCGUAAAUUUGAGUUUGAAGCAGAUAAUUUUGCAGUUUCUUUAGAUUACCCUAAUGAGUUAAGGUCAGCACUUAUAAAAUUAGGCAAAGAUAAUUUAGACUAUCCUAUAUAUGAUAAACUAUAUUCAUUAUGGUACCAUUCACAUCCCACCCUUUUGCAUAGAAUUGAAAAUAUAAAAACAAAAUUAUCAGAAAAGAAGCAAAAUUAGUAUCUUAAUAUUUAUUUGAUAAAGGGUAACUGUUACAAUGCAUUUACAUACAGUAUGCAGUACAACUAAAUUUUAAUCUAAAACAUUGUACAUAAUCUAGUCCAGUCAUUAUAUUUAUAAUUUAUUUUAGAACAUCAACUUUUUAGAUGAUAACUUGACUGGAGUAUAAUAUUUUUUACAUUUUUUUUAAUCCAUGAAAUUAUAUGAUAUUGAUGUUCGUCAACAAACACAAGAUAAAAAAUACAUUCAAAGAUUGAGGCUAAUGUCACAUUCCCAUAUUUAACCAACACAAUAUACAUAUAAUGCAUUUAUAAUUGUUAUUAAAUCAUUCAUAAUGUAGUCUUAUAAAAUACAUGAUAACUUAUGUAAUUGUUUAGUGCCAGUUCUGCACUGUACUCUUAUUUCUCUUGAACUAAUUACUAUUAUAAAAUAGUAUAUAAUACAGCUCUACAACUUAUAUGUAUAUGCUUGCACAUUUGUACCAAUUAGAAACUAUGUUGUUUAGAUAAGAUUGUAAUAAUUGCCUAGAAAACAUGUCAUACAGUUGUUUAAACUUAGUGAAUUAAACAUUAAACACUUUUUAUAUGUCUAA
Plodia interpunctella (Indianmeal moth) is the source of this 2046-nucleotide messenger RNA. Its product is annotated as CAAX prenyl protease 1 homolog. Gene Ontology annotation, cellular component: endoplasmic reticulum membrane. The coding region runs from base 126 to 1454 and encodes 442 amino acids. The transcript has 2 exons. Lineage: Eukaryota; Metazoa; Arthropoda; Insecta; Lepidoptera; Pyralidae. The record is from RefSeq and is a predicted model, not a curated record. Gene Ontology annotation, molecular function: metalloendopeptidase activity. Gene Ontology annotation, biological process: CAAX-box protein processing.